CUGGAGGUGUCUUCCGCCGCCAUUGUGCGGCGCUGGUCCGGUCGGAGGGUGCUCGCUGCGGCCAGUGCCUUGGCCUCUCCGGGUCGCUUCUCGCCGUCGGGUUCCAGGAGCCCGGCGGGUCCGGGCUUCCCGUCCGUGCCGGUGCGGGCGCCGGCAUGUGGCUGUGGGAGGACCAGGGGGGCCUCCUGGGCCCCUUCUCCUUCCUGCUGCUGCUGCUGCUGCUGGUGACGCGCAGCCCCUUCAAUGCCUGCCUCCUCACCGGCAGCCUCUUCGUCCUGCUGCGCUUCUUCAGCUUUGAGCAGGUGCCGUCCGACAGGGCCCUGCAGGUGCUCAAGCCCCGGGACCGCAUCUCCGCCAUCGCCCACCGCGGCGGCAGCCACGACGCGCCCGAGAACACGCUGGCGGCCAUUCGGCAGGCAGCUAAGAAUGGAGCGACAGGUGUGGAGCUGGACAUUGAGUUCACCUCCGACGGGAUUCCUGUCCUGAUGCACGACAACACUGUGGAUCGGACGACAGAUGGAACUGGCCGAUUGUGUGAUUUGACGUUUGAACAAAUUAGGAAACUUAACCCUGCAGCCAACCAUAGACUUAGGAAUGAUUUCCCUAAUGAAAAGAUCCCUACCUUGAGGGAAGCMGUGGCCGAGUGCCUGCACUACAACCUCACAAUCUUCUUUGAUGUCAAAGGCCAUGCAAGUAUGGCCACUGAUGCUCUAAAGAAAAUAUAUAUGGAAUAUCCACAACUGUAUAAUAAUAGUAUGGUCUCCUCAUUCUUGCCAGAAGUUAUCUAUAAGAUGAGACAAACGGAUCAGAAUGUAAUAACAGCUUUAACUCACAGACCUUGGAGCCUGAGCCACACAGAGGAUGGGAAACCACGCUACAGUGGUGUCUUUAAGCAGUUCCUGUUUGUAGUAAUGGACAUUUUGCUCGAUUGGAGCAUGCAUAACAUCCUGUGGUACCUGUGUGGGAUUUCCGCUUUCCUCAUGCAGAAGGAUUUUGUAUCCCCGGACUAUUUGAGGAAGUGGUCAGCUAAAGGAAUCCAGGUUGUUGGUUGGACUGUCAAUACCUUUGAUGAAAAAAAUUACUACGAAUCCCACCUUGGUUCCAGCUACAUCACCGACAGCAUGUUGGAAGACUGUCCCCCGCAGGUCUAGACUUUUAUCCUGGGGAAACACAGGUUCAGAAACUGCCUGUCGGCCUCAUGCAGGGAGAUCCAAAAACCCUUUGUGCUAGCCCAAGCCCUGGGGGAUCAGGUGGCCAAGCAACAGGGCAAGCAAUAGUGGGUGAUUACAUAUUUACCUGAACAAAUUAAACCCUGGUGUUGCCAUGCUCCAUGGAAUGCCCAAGUUCAACACUGUCGCUCUUGAAAAUCUGGAUCUGAAAAAAGGCACAGCAGCCCCGCCCCGACCCAGCUGAGACCCACACCCAGACCCAGUGAGGAUAAGCACAAGACGAGUUGUGCGGUCGGGAUUCAGACGUAGUGCAUGGGACUUGCAUGAUCACUUGGAGUUGACAUUUUAAAACUUGCCACAUCUAAGUAAUUGACUUACUUGAAAUAUUUGUAUUCAGCUCUGUUAACAGUGUGCUCUAGAUGUCAAACUUGUGACCAUACUAAUAAAGUCAUUAAAAGGA
This is a messenger RNA of Urocitellus parryii (Arctic ground squirrel), 1629 nucleotides long. It is a transcript of the gene Gde1, whose product is annotated as glycerophosphodiester phosphodiesterase 1. Gene Ontology annotation, molecular function: glycerophosphodiester phosphodiesterase activity. NCBI's taxonomy places the organism in Eukaryota, Metazoa, Chordata, Mammalia, Rodentia, Sciuridae. Gene Ontology annotation, cellular component: plasma membrane. Gene Ontology annotation, biological process: phospholipid metabolic process; ethanolamine metabolic process; N-acylethanolamine metabolic process. The record is from RefSeq and is a predicted model, not a curated record.